This is a messenger RNA of Papilio polytes (common Mormon), 3750 nucleotides long. It is a transcript of the gene Tnks, whose product is annotated as tankyrase-2. Bases 133 to 3750 code for a protein of 1205 amino acids. The record is from RefSeq and is a predicted model, not a curated record. The transcript is spliced from 25 exons. Lineage: Eukaryota; Metazoa; Arthropoda; Insecta; Lepidoptera; Papilionidae. Gene Ontology annotation, cellular component: cytoplasm; nucleus. Gene Ontology annotation, molecular function: protein binding; NAD+ poly-ADP-ribosyltransferase activity.
AUCAACUGUCAAAAGUAUCUUGAAAGCAGCUGUACUUGUAUCGUACGUGUUUUCAUUCGAUCGAUUGUUAUUUUAUCAAAAAUGGUAGUGUGAUACGGUGUUGACAAUAAUCAUAGAUGUGAUAAACGAAACAUGUCCAGCCGGCGUUCGUUGCUCGGUUCGGCUCUGGAUGCUUUACCAGCACCAACGGACCCACUACGGGAGUUGUUCGAAGCUUGCAAGACAGGGGACGCAAAUCGAGUUAAAAAGUUGAUUACACCACAAACUGUGAACGCUAGGGACACAGCUGGUCGUAAAUCAACACCGCUACACUUCGCUGCAGGAUAUGGACGCAGAGAAGUAGUGGAACUGUUAAUAGCGGGUGGCGCAGCGCUACAAGCAAGAGAUGAAGGAGGACUGCAGCCGUUACACAAUGCCUGCUCCUUCGGUCAUGCGGAUGUUGUUAGAGCUCUGCUAACAGCCGGAGCACCCCCAGCGGCUAGAGAUAACUGGGGCUACACACCCUUGCAUGAGGCAGCAGCUAAAGGGAAAGUGGAUGUUUGUAUAGCGCUCCUUCAACAUGGAGCUGAUCCAAACAUAAGGAAUACUGAAGGCAAGACCCCGCUGGACCUCGCAGAUGCUGCCACAAGACCAGUGCUUACUGGCGAGUACUGCGCGGCUGAUGUGUUAGAGGCAGCUCGUGCUGGUGCAGAUGAGCGUCUUGCGGCAUUAUUGACACCUUUAAAUGUGAACGUACACGCGGGAGAUGGUCGCCGGUCUACUCCGCUGCACCUCGCUGCGGGGUAUAACCGAGCUCGUGCUGUACGGUUGUUGCUGCAGCGAGGUGCUGAUGUACAUGCUAAGGAUAAAGGUGGUCUAGUCCCUUUACACAAUGCUUGUUCCUACGGUCAUUAUGAAGUGACCGAGUUGUUGGUACGAGCUGGUGCUGAUGUGAACGCGACAGACUUAUGGGCAUUUACUCCGCUGCAUGAAGCCGCAAGUAAAGCAAGACUUGAGGUAUGUUCACUACUACUAAGUGAAGGCGCGGACCCCACGUUGCUGAACUGCCACGGAAAGUCCGCGCUCGAUGUCGCCCCUACACGAGAACUGCAGGAGAGACUCGCACUGGAAUAUCGCGGACAUUGUCUGCUGGAGGCGUGUCGUCUCGCGGAGCCGGCGAGAGUCAAGAAGCAGUUGACUGUCUCACAAACACAGCAAUGUGUGUCUCGCGAGGGGUGCGGGCAGUCGCGGGGCGGGGGCGGGGGCGGGGGCGGGGGCGAGGAGACAGAAACUCUAGUGAACUUCGCACACCUCAGUACCGGAGACAGGCCGCUGCACUGCGCUGCAGCGAGUGUGUACCCCAAGAGGAAACAGGUGAUGGAGAUAUUGAUCAGGAAAGGCGGCAGAGUGAACGAGAAGAACAAAGAAGGUCAGACUCCAUUGCACGUGGCUGCGGAACACGCGCAUAUAGACGCUAUGGAUUUAUUAUUGAGACAUGGUGCGAAAGUGAACGUAUGCGACGUCCGCGGCGAGAGCGCGCUGUGCGUGGCGGCGCGCCGGGACAGCGCUGGCGCGUGCCGCCUGCUGCUGGCUUGCGGCGCUGAUGCGGCUCCCGACCGCCCUGAUGAUGUACAUGAUACUGGUAGAUCUGAAACGGAUGUACUCGAGGUCUCUACUGAUUCUCUUGAUGACCAGUACAUUGAUGCGUUCGCGAAGGCAGCAGCACUACGUCUACUGGAAGCGGCUCGUACAGGCGACGUGGAGACAGCUCGUGCAUUACUGGACUCCAGACCUGGGCUGGUCAAUUGCAGAGAUGUGGAUGGAAGGCAUUCAACACCGCUACACUUUGCUGCAGGUUACAACCGUCUCCCUCUCGCGCAAUUGUUAUUGCAGAGAGGGGCUGAUGUCCACGCGAAGGAUAAAGGUGGUCUAGUCCCCCUCCACAAUGCGUGUUCCUACGGUCACUACGAGGUGACGGAGCUGCUCGUGUCGGCUGGGGCGGGGGUGAAUGCGGCGGAUCUCUGGCGGUUCACACCCCUACAUGAGGCCGCAGCUAAAGGCAAAGCGGAUAUCGUAAGAUUAUUGCUCAAGCACGGCGCCGACCCUACCCGUCGUAACCGCGACGGUCUCACGCCGCUGCAGUUAGUGCGAGCGGGCGACUGCGACACCGCGGACGCGCUGCGAGGCGACGCGGCCUUACUUGACGCAGCUAAGCGCGGGGACCUCGCUAGAGCAAAGAAACUGAUCACAGCACAAAAUGUCAACUGCAGAGACGCACACGGCAGGAACUCCACGCCGCUACAUCUUGCUGCGGGUUACAACAACUUAGAAGUAGCGGAAGCAUUGCUAGAAGCAGGGGCGGCAGUCUCCGCACGUGACAAGGGGGGCCUAGUCCCCUUACAUAACGCAGCCUCGUACGGACAUUUGGAGUUGGCAGCGUUACUGCUGCGUGCGGGGACUCCGCCCAACGCCGCCGACAGGUGGGGCUUCACCCCGCUACAUGAAGCAGCACAUAAAGCUCGCACGCAGCUCUGCUCCUUACUGUUGGCGCACGGCGCGGACCCUUUUUUAAAAAACCAAGAAGGUCAGACCGCAUUAGAGUUAGCGGGGGCUGAUGACGUGCGCUCGCUGCUGCAGGACGCGAUGACGGGCGCGGCGGGGGGCGCGGCGGGCGCGGGGGGCGUGUCCGCGCAGGCCCCGCCCCCGCCGCCGCCCGCCCCGCCCCGCCUCCCUAUACGACUGCCUUCAGGAGAAACUGCAACAUUAGCACCACCGGUUAUGCCGUCAAACUACUGGGCGGAGGGUUCGCGUGGCAGCUUGGAAGAUGCAGCCGGUAGACCUGCAUCAGCUCUCUCCACCUCCGAAUCCUUGCAGACCUUCCUUACUAGGAUCGGCCUGGAGCAGCUGUGGGGCGUGCUGGAGCGCGAGCAGAUCUCGGUGGACAUCCUGUGCGAGAUGUCGCACGAGGACCUGCGCGCGGUGGGCGUGGCCGCGUACGGACACCGCCACCGCCUGCUCAAGGCCGCGCGCCUCGCGCUGCACGCCAACACGGAAUACUACGGGGGCACGACAUUAGUGGAGGUGUUGCCGGAGGAGUGUGGGGCGGGGGCGGGAGCCGGGGGCGAAGUGGCCGGGGGCGAGGGGGCGGGGGCGGGCUGCUCCGGGGGCGAGUACGGCAUGCUGGAGAGGGAGAUGCAAGACUCUGUUCGCGCCCAUAGAGAUCAUGUCGGUGGACAGUUCUCUAAAUAUAGAGUUGUUAGGAUACAAAAGAUAGUGAACGGCCGCCUGUGGGAGCGCUACCAGCACCGGCGGCUGGAGGUGGCGGAGGAGGCGGGCGCGCACAACGAGCGGAUGCUCUUCCACGGCUCGCCCUUCAUCAACGCCAUCGUGCAGAAGGGAUUCGAUGAACGACACGCUUAUAUCGGUGGUAUGUUCGGCGCUGGUAUAUACUUCGCGGAGCAUUCCUCUAAGAGUAACCAAUAUGUGUACGGCUUCGGAGGAGGCUCCGGCUGUCCAGCCCACAAGGAUAGGAGCUGCUACCUCUGUCAUAGACAGAUGUUGCUGUGUCGCGUGACGCUGGGGCGGGCAUUCCAGCUGUCCAGUGCGAUGAAGAUGGCGCACGCGCCGCCCGGACACCACAGCGUGGCGGGCCGCCCCAGCCACGGCGGGCUCUGCUUCCCCGAGUACGUCGUCUACAGGGGGGAACAGGCUUAUCCCGAAUAUUUGAUAACAUAUCAAAUAGUUAACGAAGAGAACACUGGCUCAGUGUAA